AAGCUUAAGUUAUGUAUGUUGAGGCAUGGAACAUGAUGUUCUCAAAUAAGAUCACAUUAACUAACACAAAUCUAUGUGCAAUUUUUGCCCCAUUGCCCAAGUCAGAAAAACUAGUUUCACCAAUUACAAAGUCUUGAGACUCCGCCAAAUGUUUGGAUAUGAAAACCAAUAUCUUAAGAAGAAAACAAAUACAUGAAAACUAAUCUAAUCACUGUGACUUGGUCAGCACCAAAACCAUAAAAUAAACUUAAUUUAAUUGAUCACUCACUAAUCACUAUUCCAAUCCCCACAUAUAAAAAGCUUUAGCCAGCUCAUUUUGCAAAUCAUAGCAACCAAGCUUUUAGUACCUUCCAACAUUCUAUAAUCUUUCAACUUUCAAUUCCCUCAAAAACUUUCAAAUAAACACAACUUUAGAGGCUACAAGUUACAACCAAAAAAGAAAAAGUUUUAGUACUUUUUUAAUGGCAAGGAAGAGAAAGAGCAUUGAAGUAGUGGAAGAGGGGAACAUAAUUGAGGGAAGUUUGGGAUGGGAGGAGAUGGUGAAGCAAGCUGCAGUGCUUGGUGGAGCGAGGAGGGCGAGGAAGCGCUACGUUGGCGUCCGGCAGAGGCCGUCUGGAAGAUGGGUGGCCGAGAUUAAAGACACAAUUCAGAAGAUAAGAGUCUGGCUCGGAACCUUCGACACUGCAGAAGAAGCUGCCAGAGCUUAUGACGAGGCGGCGUGCCUUCUUCGUGGCGCCAACACAAGAACAAACUUCUGGCCUUGUUCUCAAUCCUCCACAAGCCCUGCUCUGUCUUCAAAGAUCACAAAUCUGCUCCUUCAAAGGCUUAAGGAAAGGAACAACACUUGUUCUGCUUCGAAUUCUGUUCUUAUCAAUCAAGAAAUUCAACAAGUGGAGGCAUGCGGAGGGACUAAUUCACCAGAAUUCUCAAUUGAUCAAUUCAAUGACCUCCUCAAUGAGGAAGAUUACGGCGCAAGCAACACCGAAUUCGUCGACAACGCUGCACGGAUUGAUUACAUCACAAGCAGCUUUGAGUCUUGCUUGGCCGACAACAACAACAGCACGGAUUACAAGCCGGCGAGCGACGACGACAGCGAAGGAGAAAGCUCGGAUUUCGGCCUCCAAAGCUAUGCAGAUUUCGCGUUUCUUGACAACAUCUCUGCGCCGCCGAGCAGCUAUUACUCGCCGUUCGAGAUGGCGCAGGAGAUGGAUGAAGCAGUGGAAGCAGAGAACUACGGCAUACCUGAGUGCUUGAAGAGAAUGAAGUAUGAGAGAAAGUUCUCAGCUUCACUCUAUGCCUUCAAUGGAAUACCUGAAUGCUUGAAGUUGAAACUUGAAUCAGGGAACAUAAAGGGUAGAACCGGAAUUUCCAUGGCUGACCAAUUGACAAGCCUUCAAAUGGCUUGUAACAAAAACAAACAAGAGAAGAAGAUUGAUGAUGACAAAGAAGAAGAAAAUAUUGAUCAACCAAUGCCAAUUGACAUGAAUUCCUCUUCUUCUUCUUCGUCGUCGUCGUCAAGUAUUGUUGAUGCAGAACUCUUGUUUUGGAGCUCACUAGAUCUUUCACCUAUUUACACAAAAUCUUUCCCCUAUUUGAAUUGUUAACUUGCUGGAAAAGGAAAAUGGAUCAAUGAGUUUGUAAUAGUCAUAAUUUAAUUUUAAGUAACUUAUACUUUGGUUUUCCAUAUAUCUAUUUCACUAAUGGCAAUCUUGAUGGAGUUACAGUGGGUGCUUUACUCAACUAAGAUUUUAAUUUUGCUCACUUUUAUGUGUUGUAACAUCAGAUUUUGUAUUAACAU
Messenger RNA from Arachis ipaensis, 1798 nucleotides. Its product is annotated as ethylene-responsive transcription factor ERN1-like. Gene Ontology annotation, molecular function: DNA binding; DNA-binding transcription factor activity. NCBI's taxonomy places the organism in Eukaryota, Viridiplantae, Streptophyta, Magnoliopsida, Fabales, Fabaceae. Gene Ontology annotation, biological process: regulation of DNA-templated transcription. The record is from RefSeq and is a predicted model, not a curated record.